AUGCGUGACCAGCCUGGGCUCGAGGUCGUUGUGCCUCGAGCUGACCUGGAAGUCGCAUCGCAAUCUUAUUCAACAUCACAAAACCACUAUGCAUAUUCGGAUAUCUCUCCCGAAGUCGUGCCGAUUGAGCUUCUUCAUCGUCAAUCGCAUAGACCAGAAGCAAUCUAUGCUUUCGGGAGUGAAAAGGAGUUGAUAAACAAUCCUUCGGGGGUGCGGGGUCACGGACUCGCCAAUCUAACCGAAAAGUCUUUCAAUGUAGUCGGUAGUAGGCGUAGCGACAGCGUAUCCUCAACAGCAGCACUGGGUACGCCCACAUCGUCAUCUUCGUCGUCGCCGAUAUCUGGUGUUACGUCUUCUCGUCCAAUCCAAUCAAACUCCGGUUUAGCCGUGGCGGGGUGGCGUACGCAAAACGAGUUUUUCAAUUUCCGUGUUUUCUAUCAAGAUCAGGAUGACGCCCUUCGAUUUUCGGAGUACCAAAGCGACGGUGCCGGCUGGGGAAAUUCAACAAAGGUGAACAGAGAAGAUGUCAUGUUGAACACGACUCUUGGAGCUACUAUAAUACUCGAAAAUAACCCGCCGCAGUACGAGCUUUUCUUCCAGAACACUUCAUCUCUGGUCCCACACUGUGGAGAAACCAGUCCUUGGACAUCGUCGCAUCUGAAGGAACCUCUUGAGAUUGGCGGAUCGUAUAAGUCGUCAUUUAGUGCUUUUACAGUAGCCCGAGAAAAAGACCUUAAUAACGGUACCAAUAUGUACAUCUUAUACCAAACCGAAUCGAACGAUCUCGAUUAUGUUUACUCUAAAGGGGAUUCAUGGGAACUUGGAUCGUCUUCAGAUGUCCUCAAAAACGCAGACCCCUCUACUGAUAUCACGUUUCUUACCGAGUCGAUCUGGGAUGGCAAGGCAGUCAUGUCAUCGACAUAUGAUAUGAGUAGAUGCUACUUUUAUUCCAGAGGACAGAUCAAACAGGUGAAAUUCAAUGGUUCACUGUGGACGGAAGCUGAAAACAUACCAUACCCUUGA
This is a messenger RNA of Xylaria bambusicola, 1023 nucleotides long. RefSeq lists its product as uncharacterized. Lineage: Eukaryota; Fungi; Ascomycota; Sordariomycetes; Xylariales; Xylariaceae. Bases 1 to 1023 code for a protein of 340 amino acids. The transcript has 4 exons. The record is from RefSeq and is a predicted model, not a curated record.